Molecule: messenger RNA, 1749 nt
Organism: Beauveria bassiana ARSEF 2860
Lineage: Eukaryota; Fungi; Ascomycota; Sordariomycetes; Hypocreales; Cordycipitaceae
Product: WSC domain-containing protein
Exons: 3
Coding region: 1-1749 (582 amino acids)
Source: RefSeq, a predicted model, not a curated record
AUGGCUCCUGCCCGCAGCGUUCUCGCCGUUGCGCUUGCGGCUCUCCUCGGCGGAGUGUCUCACGCUUCCUACACUGAGCAGCCUGCUUGUCCCAAGCCUUUUACGCCUUUUCAGUGCGCCGGCUGUGUUGCCACCAAGGAUGGCAGCAGCCCCUUCGACUUCCGGUCAUCGGCUGACCAGAGCUCCAUGACUGUUGCCAAGUGUACUGCUGUUUGCAAGGGCAACUCUUAUCGCUACGCGGCUUUGACUUACUACGGUGUCUGCUACUGUGGUAACCUCGAGGGUGGCCAACAAGUUCACGUAAACCAGUGCAACUACAAGUGCAGCGGAGAUUCGUCCGAGCACUGCGGUGGCCAGAACGCCUGGUCUGUUUGGGAGGACCCUACCUUCGCCAAGGGCGCCGAGGAGGUUACCACCAGCGACUAUCAAGCUCAAGGCUGCUACAAUGACAACAGCGGCCACGGCCGCACUCUUGGCCACCCCGCCAAUGUUCCCGAUCUCACCCCCGACAAGUGUAUUUCUGCAUGCAAGACCCAAGGAUAUGCUUAUGCUGGUGUUGAGUACGGCGGCGAGUGUUGGUGUGAUUCCAACUUGAACCCUUAUGCCACCAAGGCCGCCGAAUCUGAGUGCAACGUACCAUGCAAGGGCGACAGCUCCAAGGUCUGCGGUGGUAACUCGCGCAUCAACGUCUACUUCGCCAAGGAUCUUGCGUCGUCUGAGCCCUGCACAGUCGGCCCCAACCCGUCUUCCAGCGGUGUCCCUUCGACCACUGGCGUCCCCACCGGCAGCAGCACUGGCGUUCCGCCCGGCAGCAGCACCGGCGUCCCGCCCGGCAGCAGCACUGAUGUUCCCCCUGGUAGCUCCACCGGUCCUCCUACGUCGACCCCUACCCCUUCAACCACUAUCCCCCCAACAACUACCAAGCCUUCUUCGACCUUCACCACUUCCACUCUGUGCCCUGUCGUGGUUACGCCUACGCCCUCGGGUUGCGCUAACCCUGUUGGUGACUGGUGCCCCAAGCCUGAGCCUGAUUGGAACGAGGGUCUCGGCUGCUUUUCUGCCGCCGCUGCUUGCGCCGUCCAGGUCCCUAUCUGCUUCUUGCACGCCGGUCUUCAGAACACUGCCGGCUGCUUCGACUUCGCUGCUCGCUGCAAAGCCAUCAAGCUGUGCUGUCUCGGCUGUGUCAAGGGCGGCUGCAGCAAGAAGUCUUGCGGUGCAACUCACGAGGAGCCUCCUACCGUUACUACUACGCUUGGACCUUGCACCUCUGCCCCUCCUACGCCUACGCCCACCAUCUGCCCUCCUAGCCCUGAGAACAUCUGCGCCGAGGGUUCUAGCUGGCUGCACAAGUUCGGACCUGGCCACCCAGUCUGCGGUGUUCCUCUGCCCAUUGUUUCUUGCAACGAUGACUCCAAGACCUUUGGCAGCGGUGCCUUCAAGCUGUACGACCACUCCGACAGCUCCAAGUGCUCCAUCUUCCCCAAGCCUGGUGUCAGCAACGCUUGCCAGGCUGCUUGCAAGUACCAGCUCGACAAGUGUCUUGCGGCCAACGACCUCACGUGUAUCUUCAACAAAGUGGGUGGCCUUCUUGGACGCGGCUCGGAGCAGUCCGCUGCCUCUGACAAGACGCAUGACAAGCGUACUCUGGGUCUUGUCAAGAAUCUCAUUUGCAAGAAGCAGUACGCUGCCUGUGUGUUGGCGAACAAGAAGGUUGAUACCAGCAGAUGCUCAAGCUACUGCCAGAAAUAA